GAUGGGCCACGCCGCGGUCGGGGUGAGCCGCGCGCUGGCGAGCUGCGCGUACGCACCGCGCAAGAAGUUCUACUUGUUGCUGCUGGGAGCGUUCGCGUUAUCAGUCAUAGUCCUCGGCUCCUUUACUUCACAACUCCCUCGUGAGGAGGAGAUGGAGCAACGUUUGGCGGCUAUGCAAUCAAACCUGCAGUUCCUGGAGUCACUGUACCGGUCGCGACAAGAGGACAUCAUAUCUUUGGAGACCAAAGUCACCACAAAACACAAACAAGGGGAGGCCCAAGACCAAGGAGCCUUCGACGGUGGGUUCACCACCGUGACUCCUGAGUUGCAAGCUUUACUCAGGAACAUCACCGGAACUAAAGCAGCCGGUGGAAUCUUUCCAAAGAGCAUCCCUGACAUGAGGUUGCCAUUCUUGUACCAACUGCUCCCAUACCUAAUGAAUGACCCGAACAGUCUUCGACCAGCGUACCAUAUGACGGGAGGGCGAAUAUUCGCCGAUGUGGUGAUUGGCGUACCGACUGUUAAGAGGGACAAGGAGAACUACCUGAUGAUUACACUAACUCAUUUGAUCAGCGGCCUCACGGAAGCUGACUUGAAUUCCACUCUCAUUGUGGUCAUGGUUGGAGAGACUGAUCUGGAAUACGUCAUCAAUACGGCCAGACAGGUGGAAACAAUGUUCUCCAAGCACGUCGAGAGUGGUCUCAUAGAGGUGAUAUCAGCCUCACCGACGUACUACCCUGACUUUGACUCGUUGCCGAUCACGCUCGGCGACUCCCAGAAGAGAGUGAAGUGGAGAACAAAACAGAAUCUGGACACAGUUUAUCUAAUGGCGUACGCGCAGUCCAAGGGCACCUUCUACCUGAUGCUCGAGGAUGACGUCAUUGCUAAGAACCAUUAUAUGCAGGAUAUCAAAAAGUUCGCAGCACAGACCUCCGUGUCCAAUCCAGACUGGUUCUACAUAGAGUACUGCCAAGUGGGGGGAAUAGGGAAACUGUUCAAGUCUUCUAACUUGACGCGCUUCAUCAUAUACGUACAGCUGUUCUACAAUAACAUGCCGAUCGACUGGCUGCUUGAGAGCUACCUGGCAGAUAAGAUCUGCACGAUUGAGAAAACUUCGAAAACGUGCUUGCAAAGUAAGCUCCAAAUUCGGCCUCGAUACAAGACAUCACUAUUCCAACAUAUAGGAUUGUAUUCUUCACUAAAAGGAAAAAUCCAAAAGAUCAAGGAUUCCCAUUUUGGCGCAGUACCAACCUUCUAUCCGCACAAUAAUCCACCAAUCGAAGACAUAAAAAGCAAUAUUGACGAGCAUUCAGACCACACGCUAAGAAGGGCUUAUGAUGGAGUCACUUACUUCUGGGGUAUCAAACCUAAGAAGGGUGACUUCGUCGAGAUCAUCUUUGAGAAGCCCACCGCUAUAGAAAAGUACACUUUCCGCAGCGGCAAUGUAGAGCAUGUCUCCGACAAGUUCUAUGACACGACCGUCGAGGUGUUACCAGCCAACAAAGGCAACUACACCGUUGUGGGGAAAUUCGACGAAUUUGGAAUGGCUGAGGGGGAGAUCAGUAAGGACUUUGGACCAUUGGCCGCAAUCAAGCUCUCCGUCAAUAGGAGCAGCCAGUACUGGGUCAUUUUGAGCGAAAUCGAGCUUCGGCCGGUGGACCAAGAGAACAGAUGACGCAAAAAUAAGUACCAUCAGAAGGUUUUCAUCAGGAGGAUCAAAAAGAGACGCCCGAGACGCCCGCACUAAGAAACUUUAUAAUUAUAAGACUGGACACGUGCUAGUUUUAUGUUUCGUUUUAAACCAAAUAUUUGGCGGACGUAUGGGUACUCUCGAAAUCUUAUUUUAAUUUCUAAGUUCGGACAGUAUAAUGCCAAACUUCUUAAUUUAUUUAUUUAAACAAAUAUUUAUUUACAGCAUCGCCACAAAGACAUUUUUAAUUACUUUAAUUUAUUUAUUACACAUUUAUUUUUGGCAUUACUUGCCAUUUAACCUAGAAUAAUUUAAAAAUUGGACUCUUGAUUAUUGAACCAAAUAUGCUAUGUUAGGUGGUGUACUGUAUUAGUUAUCCAAAUUAUAUCUUACAUUAUUAUACUUAGUGAUUUAUGUGUCCAUAAUCAAUUAGUUGUUAAGCAUAACUUUAUUCAAUAACGUGCACAAAUAGCCUACAUUUUAAUUAGUGUAUCAUCAAUACGUUAUUUCACAUAGCUACUUUUCGGAUUUUAUAAUUAUAAGGUUGAUAGCUAAUACAUAACUAACUAGUCGUCAUAAAUGUAAAUAAGUUCAAGGUUUCACAUACAAGGAAUGCAUUCUCAUCCAACGAAAAUCUCGGAUUUCCACGUAAAAUAUAUAAAGACAUGUACAUAGUUUAAAUAAAAACGGGACAGAUUUGGUGUGAUUGUGUUUUUAGGCUAUCAUAUUUUUCUAAAAAAUACUUGAACGGACGGGAAUUUGUAGCACUAAGUAAGUGCCUUUUUCUUGUGAUAAGGAUUUCGGCACACGUACGGAUCUAGUUCGCGUGCGGGUAGCCCGCAUUUUGUUAUUUCAUGUACCUACAGGGUGGAAUUUUGUAAUGCCACCUGAAGGGAAAGUACCCUUAAUAAUGUAAAUAGAAAAUUUUACUCAA
Molecule: messenger RNA, 2624 nt
Organism: Ostrinia furnacalis (Asian corn borer)
Lineage: Eukaryota; Metazoa; Arthropoda; Insecta; Lepidoptera; Crambidae
Product: alpha-1,3-mannosyl-glycoprotein 4-beta-N-acetylglucosaminyltransferase A
Exons: 11
Coding region: 2-1675 (557 amino acids)
Biological process (GO): protein N-linked glycosylation
Cellular component (GO): Golgi stack; endoplasmic reticulum; endoplasmic reticulum-Golgi intermediate compartment
Molecular function (GO): acetylglucosaminyltransferase activity
Source: RefSeq, a predicted model, not a curated record